CUCUAUUUGUUCGUCCAUCUUAUAAAGCCGCAAAACCCAAGAAGUGCUAAAUGCGUUUAAAUAUCAAAUGUUCAAGUUGAUAUGUUUUUUUAUAGCUUCUUUGUCCUUUAUAGCAGUUAAUAAUUUACCGAUAAAUUUUGUGAACAAUUUCCACUUUAUUAAAUUAAAUUUUUUUAAUUCGAUAACUAAUAACUACAACUUCAUUGAGAUUUUAACCCACGGUCUUCGUAGUGGCAGGCGAAACUGCAAUCCAUUACACUAACCAUUUCGGUCAUCUAUGUUAACAAUUAUGUUUUUAUUUUUUGCAAGCUUAGACCAGAAGAUUUAGCCAGAAGGAAUCUAGUUGUUUCAGAUCAUGUUGACAUUUUUUAUUUUUAGGUCUCCAAAAUAAUUGGAUCUCCUCCUGGCUAUGUUGGUUAUAAAGAAAGUGGACAGCUGACAAAGAAACUUGAAAAAUGUCCUACGCUGUCGUGUUACUUGAUGAGGUAGACAAGGCACAUCCUGAUGUAUUGACUGUUUUACUCCAGCUAUUUGAAGAAGGAAGAAUUACCAACGGAAGAGGCAAAACGAUAUUUUGCAAAGAUUCCAUUUUCAUUAUGACUUCAAAUUUAGCCAAUGAUGAAAUCGCCAAUCAUGCACAACAACUUCGUCACAAAGCUGAAGUAGCAGCUAAACAACGAACACAAAGUGAUAAAGAAGCCGAAAUUCCUUCCCUAUCUCUUUGCAUAUAUCGGGAAUUUGACGAGUUCACUAUUCGUCCCAUCCAUUUUCCUACCAUUCUUGGGUUUCUAUUUUCUUACCCAACCCAAGAACGGUAGGAAAAUACCUUUCGCGCCUCGUACACUCAAUGCAACGCUAAAUUUUUUCCCGCGUAGGGUAAGGGACCCCCCGCGCAUGUCAAUGGACUCGACUGUACCUCUACUAGAUGGCACACGCCAUCUAGUAAUCUCAUCUAGACCCGAAAUUUCCAUACAAGUAGAAAAUUGUUCGAGAUCGCACGAUUGAUGUCUACUGCCAUUUGACACAAAAGCAAAAUAAAAACGGGUUUCCUUCUUUGGACGGUUAUGCCACUCGCCACCUUCAGGUUUUCUAUACCUAACUAAUAAAUAGCAAUUCUGUGAGUAACGGAAUCCUCUCCAUCUUGAUGACUGAGUGACGAUCGAUAGCCAUUCCCACGACCCCUAUGAAUACAAAAGAACUUGUAAACAACUUUUGGGAUGGUGAGUUGGUUCCUUAACUUAGUUAAGGUCUCUCUAAUUUCAUAUAAUUCCAAAUACUCAUCAAUCGUUACGCUAUCUUGAGAAAUUUUCUAAUUGUACUCAAUUAGCUCUACCUUAACUAUUCGAAGUCUAGUAUUCACUCUACUCCCAGAAUUGCAUCCUGGAAAUUUUCUAUGACGAUGCUCUUAUUAUAGUGUGUUGAGAACAAACUUUCCGUUGCCCAGCUAUCUGUAAGAAGAAUUGUUUAGAUAGGUAAACCAGAAUAUUCCACCUUGGAGGCCGCCGUUCCACGGGUAGAGUGAGCGCUUUAUACCGAUAUGUCGACCCCUGCGUUAGCUAAAAUCGAUUUGAUUCAUCUAGCACUGAACAAUGCUCCGAUUGAAGUGUACGAAGACUUAAUGCCAAAUAGCCGGCUUAAAAUAUUGGAUACCAUUCGCAUUCGACUUACGUUGAUUCCCUACUAGCACACGUACGUCCAUAGGACGUUUCAAAGUCGUCCACACUGUUUGGGCUGGAUGUUAUUUUUAUUGUUUUGGACGUCAAAAUGUCCAAUCCCAUGAACGUCCAAACUGGUACUCCAUUUGACGUCCGAAAAUGAACGUCAAAUGGAUGUCAAAACAAAGAAAU
Molecule: messenger RNA, 1847 nt
Organism: Daphnia pulicaria
Lineage: Eukaryota; Metazoa; Arthropoda; Branchiopoda; Diplostraca; Daphniidae
Product: caseinolytic peptidase B protein homolog
Exons: 4
Coding region: 456-818 (120 amino acids)
Biological process (GO): cellular response to heat
Cellular component (GO): cytoplasm; mitochondrion
Molecular function (GO): ATP hydrolysis activity; ATP binding
Source: RefSeq, a predicted model, not a curated record